Messenger RNA from Rhagoletis zephyria (snowberry fruit fly), 1308 nucleotides. RefSeq lists its product as uncharacterized. NCBI's taxonomy places the organism in Eukaryota, Metazoa, Arthropoda, Insecta, Diptera, Tephritidae. The record is from RefSeq and is a predicted model, not a curated record.
UUCUACUUACUAUUAUUAAAAAGAUGUUUUUGUUGAGGAAACAAUAUUUUUUGUUGUUGUCGUCUGCACAAUACCUUUCUAAGCAAUCCCGAUUAUAUUGGACAAAAGUUAGUAUGCUUGUGCACCUCUAUACUAAGGUUUAUUAAAUAUUUUUCAUUUUCAAAGGAACGUUCCCAAACGUUUUGGGAAGUAGACUGUCAACUGAAUGGUGACGAUUUCUUUAAGAGCAAUUUUAGAAUGAAGAGAAGUACGUUCCUUGAGCUGUGUGGAUAUUUAAGAGUGUUGGAAAAAGAGGAUACCCCUUUACGUAAGGCUAUCACUUUACACAAACGGGUAGCCAUUGCUUUGUAUGCAUUGGGAUCAUCGGCAGAAUAUCGCACCAUAGGAAACACGUUUGGAGUUGGAAAGUCCACUGUAUGUGGAAUAGUUAAGGAGUUUUGUUUUCAGACUUGGAAGGUUUUAAGUCCAAUUUUCAUGCCAACUUUUCCAUUAACGAGACAAUAAAUUGCCGAAUUAGUCCAGGGAUUCGAAAUGAUUGGCUUUCCUCCGUGCAUGGGAGCAAUUGACGGUUGUCAUAUUGAGAUUCAUCCUCCUAGACAAGAUGCCACGGACUAUCAUAAUUACAAAGGGUGGUAUUCCACCAUCCUACUCGCGUUAGUUGAUGCAAGAUACCGAUUUGUUUAUAUCAAUGUUGGUAGUCCAGGACGGUGUAACUAUUCCCAAAUUUUUGAGUCAUCAGUGCUGAAGGCACAAUUAGAACAGUGUUCUCACCUUCACGAAAUGAGUAGAACUAGUUCAGAUGUUGAUGUGCCGGUUUUCAUAGUAGGAGACUCAGCUUUUCGUUUCAGCAAAAUAUUGAUGAAGCCUUAUGCAUUCCAAAUAAUGCAAAAUGAAAGGGAAAAAAGUUUUAACUAUACGCUUUCGAAAGUGCGAAGGGUUUUUGAAAAUGCCUUUGGUCAUCCUAAGGCCCGGUUCCGACGAAUAGGCAAAGGUAUAGACAAUAAAGUCGAAAAUACGAAUGCUAUUAUCAAAGCAUGCUGUGUUCUGCACAACUUCUUAAACGAAAGAAACGACAACAUUAACGAAAAAUGGAUGUCCGCAGUGCAGGAUAUGGAAAGGAAUCGUCAAUAUCCACAACAAGAAAUGUCUGUCAACGAUCGUCAAAAUAGUGCAGAAAUAAUUCGAAAUAGUCUAGCUACCUUUUUUUAUGCACGGGCAGCUGCUGAUGUCGACGGUGUUGGGGUGCAUCGGAAGGCCAAGUGGGAGAAACAUCACAUUCAUAAAGAUCGCCCGAUGAUGUCUCUAUAG